AAACGCAAAACCCAAAGCAAUUAGUACAAAAAAAAAUUGGAUUCUGGGUAUUGAUCCACCAAGUUUAUGUGUGUGUUUCAAUCAAAAAAAAAAAAAAUUUAUCUGUUUGUCUUCUUAGAAAAUCAGAAUAGACCAUGUCUUAUCAACUUGAAAAUGAAAACCCAAGAGAUUCAUCCUUCACUAAUCAACUUUCGUUGCAUUGAUGUUUACAUUAAUCAAUCCUUUACUGGGCUAGAAAUCGCCUUUGGCCUAGCAAUGGAACCCCAAAAGAUUCCAUAACACAAUGUCGUCUAGAAGACUAGAACACAUACCCUCUCUUUUUGUAAUGAUCACAAGCCUUUUUAUAGUGUCAUCAAACCAAUAUAUAGUUUUCGAAUACCGUCAUCAAAAUCAUUCUGCCGUUCUAUAGUAAUCAAAGCAAUAGAAAUCAGCAAACAAUCGAAUAACACACAUAUGUCAGUUAAGAAAAGGGCGUAUUUGACAUUUAAAAAAUGCAAUGUAGUACAAUCCAAUAUGAGCAUGAACCCAAAGACACUUAGCAGGCACUCUCAAACAAAAGAGAUUGUACAACUUGUAGUUCAAAGGAACCAGUUACAAGAGCUUGGGAAGAUGUGUAUUUAUAUCUAGCUGACCACCGCAUAUAUACUUAACAACUAAUUAAAAUUACAAACAUGAAUUAACAGUAUAACCUAUGUACACAAAACAACACAUAAUUAACAUUGAUGCAAUGAACUGCAGUCAAGUUCCAAAACUUUCCUACAACAAGACACAACCCAAGUAUGAAAAUAUGUCCACAGAAACUACAUACUCCUUUUAGACGUGUCACUAUAUAUCUACAACUAUGCUCUCCGGCAAUACGGGCAGUCUCCUCGUAUUCGAACCCAGGGUCCCAAACAGGUAGCUUGGAAUCUAUGUGCACAGGGCAAGCAUAUAAGCUCUUCCUCAUCCAUAAAACUCUCCAGGCACAUACUACAAUCUCGUGAUGCUCUUGAUACCAACCCUUCAACACCCAAUUCUGUGUUGCCGAAAAGCUCAAACACUCGAGGCAUCAAGAACCUCUUGAGUAAGACCUGGAGGCUUCUUGUUUGCUUCUUGCAAGAGAUGCAUGCUUUCAAUUAGGGAACAAAAGUCGCUGGACGGGGAACCACUUGCUGACCGACCUGGCCAGGUGUCAGUACUCCAAUCCCUUUCAUCAACAGGAGCCAAAUCAUCACCAAUAUUCCUUGUUUUCUUAGGAACUGUUUUCCGGUAGUUUUGGUCUCCUAAUCCCACUAAACAACGAAUUUUCUAGUAGUUUUGGUCUCCAAUCCCACUAAACAACGAAUUUGCUAGUAGUUUUGGUCUCCAACUAAACAAUGGAUUUCCUAAUCCUACAAUGAGAUACACACACAUACACAGUAUCUAUCUAGAGCGAGGCCUCGCUCUGAAAUUAAAGUGCGAGGUUAGAGUUUAGGGUCACUUUUCAAUCGCAUAUACACAUCUUGACCAUUCGGUUUGUAGGUACAUCUCUGCAAAAUUUCAGCCAAAUUAAUUGUCGUUAAGUGCCUUCAAGCUAGUACGAUUCAAGUUUGACAGAUUUAGUUCGUCCAUUGGUUUAAGUGAGUUAGAUAUCUUAAAGAUCAUCAAUUUGGCUGAAAUUUUGCAGAGAUGAUCUAUACAUUAGUACCUAAAAACUGAACGGUCGAGAUGUGGAUAUGAGACCGAAAAGUGACCUAAACUCCAACCUCACACGUUAAUUUCAGAGUGAGGUCUCACACGUUAAUUUUAGGUACUAACACAAGGCUAUAAAUAAGUCAGUCAGUGGACAAGUUUCACAUUCAUGUUCUUGUGUUUGAUCAGUUUUCUCUAUUCUCUUGCCUAAUUUUUUGGAUUUCUUUCAUUCAAGUUCAGUAGUGAAACCAAUUCAUCAGACACCACCAAUUUCAAAAUGGCCAAGUACCCUUCAGCUAGUAUUCUGUUUCUUGUGGCUCUAGUUUGUGUUUCAGGAGUUGCACAAACCAUCGGUCUUGAUAUUCACAAUAAUAUUUGCAAAUCUCUGGUGAAGACACGAGGUUAUAUUUGCCAAGAACAUCAUGUAACAACUGAAGAUGGUUACAUUCUCAGGUUGCUAAGAAUUCCAUAUGGACGGUUUGGUAGCAAAUCGACCACGGAUCAGAAGCCGCCUGUUUUAUUACAACAUGGGCUUCUAACGGAUGCAGCAUCAUGGCUACUUAAUCCACCGAAUCAGGCUUUGGCGUUCAUCUUAGCUGACAAAGGAUUUGAUGUAUGGCUUGCUAAUGCUCGAGGAACGGACUCCAGUCGUGGACACAAAUCACUUAGUACUAAUGAUCCUGCUUAUUGGGACUGGACAUGGGAACAGUUGGCUGCUUAUGAUCUUCCUGCUUUGGUCAAUUAUGUGAACAACCAAACCGGAGAGAAGUCACACUAUGUUGGCCAUUCCUUAGGCACGUUGACAGUACUAGCUGCCUUGUCCCAACAAAAGCUGAGAAACUCAAUAAGAUCAGCUGCUUUGCUUAGCCCGAUUGCUCAUCUGGGUCAGAUAUCCACAUCGCUUGUAAGAGUUGCUACUCUAACAUUUUUGCCUGAGCAAUUCUACAUCUUUGGUCUCCGGGAAUUUCCUCCGCUAGGGCGAUUAGAACAAACUUUGCAAACCAUUGUUUGUAUACAUCCGGGCGUGGACUGCUCCUACAUUUUGACUGCUAUAACAGGUCCAAAUUGUUGUGUAAGUCCUUCAAGUUUAGAUCUUUACUAUGAACAUACACCACAAUCCACUGCCACAAAGAAUAUUGUACAUUUGUCUCAGAUGAUCAGAAGUGGAACCAUAAGAAUGUUCGAUUACACUCUUCCACACACAAAUAUGCAGCACUACAAUCAGUUUAGUCCUCCGGUGUACAACAUGGCAAACAUUCCGAAAGACAUUCCUCUUUUCCUCAGCUAUGGAGGGAGAGAUGCACUUUCAGACGUCAACGAUGUGAAAGCUUUGCUUUAUGACCUCAAAGAUCAUGACAAAGACAAGCUUGUGGAACAAUACGUAGAGGAAUAUGCUCAUUUGGAUUUCAUUAUGGGUUGGAAUGCCAAUAGAAAAGUAUAUGAUCCUCUGAUCACUUUCUUUGGGCAACAUUGAGAGUCUUGGCUUCCUAAUUUGUAGUCUCUAGAUCUUUCUUUUGUCUUGCAUUUAUCAAUUUCUAAAUGUUGUUUUCCCGUUAGUAGUUGUAGUAGCUAGAUAUUCGUCUUUUCAUAAUAGUUUUCUCAUUGUGUAACUUUGAUUUGUUGGGAAUUAAGUAUUGUACCCAAAAAAAAAAAAACACAGUGCAAUUUUGUCAGUUUACUGUUCUGAAAUUUUGCCACAUAUAGGUUCAAAUUUUCAUCAGGAUUCUGAUUACAGUGACUUAGGAUUGAAGGAGAAGACAAAAAGCCGUUGAUUAUACAGACUACUACUAAAGAAGAGGCAAAAUUUGCAGAUGAGGAGAAAUCUAGGUCUUACUGGAGUGAGAUCCGAGUUUUAACUGGCGUCAAUGUUACUAAGUUUUACUAACAGUAUGUUUUAAAAGAAGUGACUAACGAUCUAGAUUCAGUGCGGUAUUUCUCAUCCCAAUGCCGAAGCUGUCCAGAGUUCAAUCCCUCCCCAUGAUCAUAGAGAACAAAAGGUUGUCAUAUGAUACA
Rosa rugosa (rugosa rose) is the source of this 3663-nucleotide messenger RNA. Its product is annotated as triacylglycerol lipase 2-like. The coding region runs from base 1928 to 3124 and encodes 398 amino acids. The record is from RefSeq and is a predicted model, not a curated record. Lineage: Eukaryota; Viridiplantae; Streptophyta; Magnoliopsida; Rosales; Rosaceae. Gene Ontology annotation, biological process: lipid metabolic process. The transcript has a single exon. Gene Ontology annotation, molecular function: hydrolase activity, acting on ester bonds.